This is a messenger RNA of Falco peregrinus (peregrine falcon), 1804 nucleotides long. Its product is annotated as protein farnesyltransferase/geranylgeranyltransferase type-1 subunit alpha-like. The record is from RefSeq and is a predicted model, not a curated record. Bases 156 to 1325 code for a protein of 389 amino acids. NCBI's taxonomy places the organism in Eukaryota, Metazoa, Chordata, Aves, Falconiformes, Falconidae. The transcript has 9 exons. Gene Ontology annotation, molecular function: CAAX-protein geranylgeranyltransferase activity; protein farnesyltransferase activity. Gene Ontology annotation, cellular component: cytoplasm; CAAX-protein geranylgeranyltransferase complex; protein farnesyltransferase complex. Gene Ontology annotation, biological process: protein farnesylation; protein geranylgeranylation.
CGGCGAUUAAUGAGCAGAGCCGCGAAUUAAUACUCUCGGCGCGGCCCCCGGGCGCUGCCGGUACCGGUUACUGGUCGGGGGGCAGCCGUCCCGCCCGCUCGGCGCGCCGCGGUCCCGGCCGCGCAGCCCCCUGCCCUCCAUCCCAGGCGGGGGCGAUGGAGAGCCACGCGGCCGCUCUGCCCUCCGCCGCGGCGCCCGCCUCUCUGGUUUCACCAGGCCCCGGAAGCGGCAGCGGGGCGAUGGCGGCAGCGGGCCCGGCGGCAAGGCCGGCGGCGGCGGAGCUGCAGCCGGAGAAGAACGGCGGGGAGCCGGAGGGCGGCUUCGGGCAGCUGCUGGAGGAAGCGGAUGCGAGGGAGGACGCCGGCUACGUGCCCUACAGGGUCAGGAAGGAAUGGGCAGAUAUUGAACCUAUCCCUCAGAACGACGGGCCAAAUCCUGUUGUUCAGAUCAUCUACAGUAAAAAAUUUCAAGACGUCUAUGAUUACUUCCGGGCGGUUCUGCAGCGGGAUGAGAGAAGCGAAAGAGCUUUCAAGUUAACAGCAGAUGCCAUUGAGUUAAAUGCUGCAAACUACACAGCAUGGCAUUUCCGGAGAGUCCUCCUGCGGUCUUUGGGAAAGGAUCUUCAUGAGGAACUGAAGUACAUUACAGCUAUCAUUGAAGAUCAGCCAAAGAACUACCAAGUCUGGCAUCACAGACGGAUGUUGGUGGAGUGGCUGCAGGAUCCAUCCGAAGAGCUUGAGUUCGUAGCUGACAUUCUUAAGCAAGAUGCCAAAAAUUACCAUGCAUGGCAACACAGACAGUGGGUUAUUCGGGAGUUCAAAUUAUGGGACAAUGAACUAGAAUAUGUAGACCAGCUUUUGAGGGAAGAUGUGAGAAACAACUCGGUUUGGAACCAACGACACUUCGUAAUUUUCAGCACCAUCGGCUAUGAUGACCCAGUAGUCCUAGACACAGAAGUCCAAUACACUCUUGAGAUGAUCACGGCAGUGCCACAUAAUGAGAGCGCUUGGAACUAUUUAAAAGGGAUUCUACAGGAUCGUGGUCUUUCUGAGUAUCCAAAUCUGUUAGAGCAGCUGUUGAAUUUGCAGCCUAGCCACAGUUCACCCUAUCUGAUUGCCUUUCUUGUGGACAUAUAUGAAGAUAUGCUUGAGAACCAGUGUGAUAACAAGGAAGAAACACUAAACAAGGCAUUGGAGUUGUGUGAAAUUCUAGCUAAAGAAAAAGACACCAUCCGGAAGGAAUACUGGAGAUAUAUUGGAAGGUCCCUUAAGGACAAGCACGGCUCAGGCACUGAACAGAGCAUGCUGACAGACAAACAGCAGUAACUGAAUUUGGAAGAAAACUGCUCACCACCUGCUGACUGAUGCCUGGCCAGCCCCCAAGGAAUGAUCAGCAGGUGCCGGCCAACCCCCAGUCCCCAGUUUGUAUACUGAGCGUGACAUCCCAUGGUAUGGAAUACCUCUUUGGCUAGCUCAGGUCAGCUGUCCUAGCUGUGCCCCCUCCCAGUUUCUUGUGUCCCUCCAGCCCUCUGGCUGGCAAGGCCUGAGAAACUGUGAAGUCCUGGAAUUAACAUAAACAUUACCCAGCAACAAUUAAAAACCAUCAGUGUUCUGUCGACAUUGUUCUCGCAUCGUAGCCAAAACACAACACUUUACUACUUACUAAGAAGAAAAUUAACCUUAUCCCAGCCAAAACCAGGACAGUAUCCACCCCUUAUUCCAUACCAUUUAUGUCAUGCAGCAUUUUCCAAUACGUAACCACAUCUCCUGUCUUUUAAUAUAAAUACACGGAUAUCAUUCCCUUA